Chara braunii is the source of this 4377-nucleotide messenger RNA. The record is from the annotation of a GenBank genome assembly. NCBI's taxonomy places the organism in Eukaryota, Viridiplantae, Streptophyta, Charophyceae, Charales, Characeae.
CGGGGUAGGAGGAGUACGACGAUAGCGAGGACGAGAGGAGGGCGGCCGAUGGGGGAGGUGAUGAUAGUGACAGCGGUUCACAAGACAUGGAGGCGCGGCAAGAGGCAGAGCGCGCCAGGGGUAAGAUGAGGGGGGACAAGGCCGUUGACGAGGACAGCACCCCGGACGAGCAUGACGACGGCGGCAAUGACGGCGACGAUGAGGGCGCAGACAUUGGGGCGUCUCUUGAUGGGGGUCUGAUGGCGGCUGGCCGUCGAGGCCAAGAGGGGGCUGCCAAAGCGAUGAAGGAGGUCGCGCAAUCGAAGAACAGAAAGAGGAAGGCAACGACACCAGCUCCUCCUCUGCCGAAGAAGGGCAAAGUCCUUCGACAAACAUCCAUGAUGGAGACCUUCGAUCCGGUGUGGCAACGAGAGUUUUCGAACAAGUUCCUGCAAUGGUGGUACAUGUGCGGCAUUCCAUUCGAGGCGGCGAGGAGGCCGGAGUACCAGCGAGUGAGGAAGCGGUUGCUCGAGUGUCCGCCGUAUACACAUCCUGCGUUGCCCACGCACCGUGUUAUUUCCGGCGACGGCAUCCCAAAGCAGCAGCGAGUUGUGGCGGAGAUGGUGGCGGCCGUUCGCAAGGACAUUGCGGCGACGGGAGCGACCAUUCUCAUCCAUGGUCGCAAGUCCAUCACUAGCGACCAGAUAGUCAACUUCCUUGCUGCUGGCCCAACAGGAGCCUACCUUUUCAGGAUUGUGCAGUGUGACGGUGCUGUUCAGGAGACAACCGAGGUCAUGGUAGAGCGAUGGAAGGACGUGUUCGACAAGUUCGGUGUCGAAAACGUCAAUGCCAUUUGCACGGAUUCCGCAUUCGCGUAUGUGGCUGCAUCCAAGCUCCUCGCGAAGGAGGAAGUCAAGUACAGUCGCAUUACUUGGCUUCCGUGUGCGGUCCAUGUCUGCAACUUGUUGUUGUUAGACAUUGCGAAGAACGGCACCCCCGAGAAGCUUGGGAAGAGGGAGGACACCAUCAUCAGGGCUCGAGCAGUCGUGCGUUUCAUCAGAGAGCAUGGGGUAGCUCUCAGCCUUUACCGACGUUUCUCUGCCGCCCACCCCUCUUCCGCCUCCGCAGUUGCGGCCAGUUCCAACGCUGCUCCACCCUCGUCUCAGCUGCGAGGCAGAGAGCUUGUGUACCCCGCACAAACGAGGUUUGCUACGCACUACUUGAUGCUGGAGAGGUUGUUGGAUCGUCGCCGAGCGUUGGAGUCGUUGAUAAUGAGCGACGACUGGUUGUGGACUGCAUGGAGGAGGUCCAUUUUCUUGCAGGCCAGGUGGGUGCGUCAUCAGGUGCGAUACGCGCCAUUCUGGGAGCACGUGGAGGAUAUCGUGGAGCUGAUGAUGCCUGUAAUGCAGCUGCUGCGACGUUUGGACAAAGGGGGGCGCGUGAUGACUCACAUGUGGUCGUGGGCGCUUGCCAUGGUCGAGAGAGUGGCGAGGGCGAGACUGAACAGGACGUCAACGGAGGAUCUCAACAUCAUUGUUCAGGCUUGUCAUGCGCGGGUCGAUCAUAUGUUGGAGCCCGCACAUUGCGUGGCCCACCUCCUCAACCCUCGCCACAGGAGCAUUACGUAUUUUGGAGCGGUGAGGCGUAACAAGCACGACAAAACACUCGUGGAGGAGUCGCUGCGAUACCUUCGCCAGCAGAUUGGCGGAGAUGAGGAGUUGUAUCAGACAUUGCGCACGCAGUUGGCGGAGUUUCUGAGCUGGGAGGGCGAUUGGACGUAUGGAAGGGUUGAGGGUGACAGGGACGCGGCCUCCUACAGAGGGGAGAAGGAGACGUCGCAGGUGGGCCAGUGGUGGGUUCAGCACGGGGACGGGGUCCCUCUCCUUCAGAGUUACCCCAUUCGCCUGACACACACAUGGGCGUGCGCCUCUCCAGCGGAGUGGAACUGGGCCGUCCAUGAGCGUGUUCAGGUGAAGAAGCAUAACCAACUUGGUUUCAUCAAGCUGGCUUGUUUGGUGGAGAUAUCCACCAACUUGAGAUUGAGUCGUUUUCAGGGGAGGGGUUCAGGGUACGUUCUGCCAUGGGAGGAUGCCGAGGAGGAGACAAAGGACAAUUUUCCUCCGCCUCGUGACGAGGGUGUUCGGCCAGCUGACCGAGUCACGGAGGCGAAGCGCGAGCGAAAGGUGCAGCGAGGGUGGAAGGAUCGCCUUUCGAAGGCUCCGCCCAGCGUCGAGACGUAUUUCGGUCGUCGCGCCACGGUGCUCAUGCCGACUGAGUUGGACGCCGUGUACGAUCCGGAGCCUGAUCCUAUGGCUCAGGACCCGAUUGAGGUGGAGCCGUGGUCCGAUCCACACGACCUGGCAGUGGAGUCAGACCCGGGAGAUUCUGAUGAUGGGGGCGACAAUGUUACUCUCGCCGAGAUGUUGUGUCCUCGGACGCGUGCUUCCACUGCAGCCGCUGCGCAGCAUCCCCCUCCCCCUCCACCUCCGCCCUCGAGUGCUCGUGGUUCCACUGCAGCCGCUACGCAGCAUCCCCCUCCCCCUCCACCUCCACCUUCGAGUGGUCAGGCUGGAGCCGUUCCGCAGCAUCCCCCUCCACCUACAGAUCGUCCAGGACAUGGCGAGCAGGGGACUCGGGAUAUUGUUGAGGAGGGACGUGAUGACAACGACGAUGUCAGAGAGGGGCACGAGGGCAGCAGUGAGGACGAGGAUGAUCCCGCCUAUUCCCCGACACGCGGACGUGGUGAUGACAACGACGAGGGCGGCGAUGGUACACAGGCUGCAAGUGGUUUGCAGAGGUCGGGUCGACAGCGUGCCGACCGAUGCAAUGGUGCAGGCAGGGGAGGCAGUGGUGCAGGCAGGGGCGUGGGGGGCGCACGAGACACGGGGGCUGCAGGCCGUGGUGGCGGAGGACGGGCGAGGCGAGAGUCUGCUUCGUCCACUCGCACUGUGCUCUGGGUCGAUGAGGGUGCCGCGACAGCAGAGGUUGGCGCCGGGUCGGCAGAGUUUGGUGGUGCUGCGUCGGUGCAGGCCGCUGCAGAGGCCGCUCCCUCCACUCCACAUUUCGCAGCGCCGUCUGAGGAGGUAGCAGGCGGGUUUGCUGAGGUUGCUGACGAGGCUGCACAGGUUGGGAGCGCUUCUUCGCAGUUGGGUGGCAGUUUCAGUGGUAUGAUGGAUGUUUCGUUAGGCUUUCCUGCGACACCGGCAGGCGAGCGUGGCAGUGGUGAUGCGGACGCAGCGACUACGCCCGUCACACAGAUACUCCGGGAUAUACCUUCAUGCAACAUGGGUGACAUCAGUAGCAGCAUGUUGCAGGAGGCAGCAGCGGGGACACAGGGUUCGUCGGGGCAGGAGGAGUGUGCAAGCGGAUGCUCGAGACGGGGCGGUGGUGGGGGUCAUCGUGAGACGGACGAUGCAGUGCUUGAGUGUGGCGAUGUGGGCGGUGGGGAUGCAGGCGAGAGACCCGCGUCGCCGGUUCAGGGUGUUUGUAUAUUACCUAUCGGUGGAGUCAUGACGGCGGGGGAGUUGGAUCGGCAGGCACGGGAGGACCCAUUGCAUGCAGAUCGACGUGGACGGAUGGAUAAGGCGUCGAGGAGGUUCAUGGCAGAGGGCCCAGCCUACGUGCCGUGCAGCCCGUCACUGCCAUCGUCCACCACUGGUGGCACGACCUCCGUGCAUGCUGAGGGUGCCACUACCGCACCGGCACCUGCAGAGUCUCCUUCUCCCAAAUCAGGGAAGAAGAAGAUGAAAGCAGGCAAGAGUCUCAGUACUGUGAGGAGGGUGACGCAUGCGAUGCGGGAGAGUCAACCCGGGUUGGCCGGUUUACAUCCGCGGACUCGGGAGGCGUUGGCCCGGGACGUUGUCGCGGACAGAGUAGGUUGGCGGGAGAGGGCCUCCACCCGGGCAACGGAGCAGCCCAUGACAGCACCUGCUGCGGCGGCGAUGCCACGUACUGAGGGGCACAUACGAGGUAGGGGGGAGGAGGCGGAGCACCGUGGCCCCCCCGGGAGGAGCAUGGCCGGACGUAUAUUGGGGGAGGAUGUGAGGACGGUGCCUGCGCAGCGACCGUCGCAGAUAGCAUGCGUUUUGGAGUCUGGUACCGAUGAUUUGGAGAUGCCUCUUGGCCAGCGGAGGAGGGCUUCCGUGUACGACCUUCUUCGAGCACAGCACGGGGUUGAGGCGGUGCCACAGGGGGGGGUUCAUGCUCCGAGUACUGCGCAUAGGCCGGUAGGCGGCACUGGUGGUGGCGACGGUGUUACAGGUGUGGCGACGCAGAGGAGGAGGAAGGACAUUGUGGACGACGAUGAUGCUUAGUCCCACCAUUAGUCCUUUUUCGUCCUGUAUUUCGUAGUAGUGUAUACUACAUUUAGUGCUUCGGAUGACGUGAUGUAUUCAUAGG